Peromyscus eremicus (cactus mouse) is the source of this 1506-nucleotide messenger RNA. RefSeq names its product sororin-like. Lineage: Eukaryota; Metazoa; Chordata; Mammalia; Rodentia; Cricetidae. The record is from RefSeq and is a predicted model, not a curated record. The transcript is spliced from 6 exons. Bases 109 to 858 code for a protein of 249 amino acids.
GCUUCCGCCCUCGCCUGGCGGGUAAUUUGAACGUUUGCAGGUACAAACUUUCCGCUUGGCGCGAGCUGAACUUGACGACCGCGGCGGAGACUGAGCCCGACCAUAGACAUGUCGGAGCGGCGAACGCGGUCCGGAGGGGCCGCCCAGCGGUCUGGGUCCAGGACUCCACUUACUAAGUCUUCGAAGAGGUCCCAGCGGAAAUCUGGCUCAGAUCUCCCAAACAUCUUUCCUGAAAAUUGGCCGAAGACACCUCAUGCGGCUCCAGCUAGAAAGGCCAUCAUUUUGAAGAAAAUCGUGGCUCAUACAGUAAAGGCCCCAGCUGUCCACACACUUCGAAGGAGUCCUAGGGUCUCUUUUAUCUUGGAAAAAGAAAACAGCCCUCCUCUCAAGGUACCCACUAAGGAGGACCUCUUCAAGACUUGUAGUGUUCCUGGUACCCCCACCAGCACCCCAGUGCUGUAUACUCAGAAUGCUGAUUCUAACUCUGUGGAAGGAGAGGAGCUGGACACCAGAGCCUUGGAAAUGUCCCAGAAAGUCAGGCGAUCAUACAGUCGUCUGGAGAGCCUCAGUUCUGCCUCAACCUCCACCCCUGGCCGCCGAUCCUUCUUUGGCUUUGAGGGACCUGAAGACUUGCCUGGAGUCUCACCUGUAGUGUGUUCAAAGUUAACUGAGAUCCCAAAAGUACCUGCAAAGCCCUGGGUUCCAGACACAACGCUUCCUGGAAUCUCUCCUCCAGUCGUGAAAGAGAAGCGAAAGAAGAAAGUGCCAGAGAUCCUGAAAUCGGAGCUGGAUGAGUGGGCUAUGGCCAUGAAUGCUGAGUUUGAAGCUGCUGAACAAUUUGAUCUUCUGAUUGAAUGAGAUAAAGUGGGGGUACACCUGGCCAGGCUCUCCCCUCUCCUUGUACAUGUUGCCCUUUGAGUAGAGCAGUACUUUUGGGGUCCUCUUCAUUGGCCUCCUUACCCAGAAAAUGUGUUGCUGGCCCCUUGUCAUACUGUGACUAGUUACCCUGGGCUUUCUGCAGAACUCCCCGGGGUUGGGGAGGAGAAGCCACCUUUGCUCUGAGCCCACACUGUCAGAAAUUGGCUCAGCUGUGGGCUCGUCCUCUGCUGUUGCCUGUUGGUGCCUUGGAGUCUAGCCACCAACCAACCAAGAGGUUCUCAGAGUCUGAUAGGGAGCUCACAGGCUGGGGAGACAGGUAAACCCUUGAGCAAGAACUGGACAUGGAGUCUGAGGUGUGAAAGAAGGAGGGUUGGUUUUUGGGGUUUUGUUUUUUUUAACACGAGUGACUGUUGCAUAGGAACUGUUCAUGUCUGUGUUCUGCUGUUGACAUGUUGCAUUGGUGAAUGAGGUACUGAUGCUUAGGGCAAGUGGAUAUAAUUCAUGGUGUGGGCUCCAGAUGCCACCAACUUGAGGUUUGUGGUCUUAGAUCACCUUUUCCUCACCCACAUCUGUUUCUUCAAAGUGAACUGCAGUCUCGGCUCUGGCAUGUGGCCUUCUGCAACUACA